Messenger RNA from Suillus bovinus, 1443 nucleotides. RefSeq lists its product as uncharacterized. The transcript is spliced from 5 exons. Bases 1 to 1443 code for a protein of 480 amino acids. NCBI's taxonomy places the organism in Eukaryota, Fungi, Basidiomycota, Agaricomycetes, Boletales, Suillaceae. Gene Ontology annotation, molecular function: transcription coregulator activity. Gene Ontology annotation, biological process: chromatin remodeling; regulation of transcription by RNA polymerase II. Gene Ontology annotation, cellular component: nucleus; nuclear chromosome. The record is from RefSeq and is a predicted model, not a curated record.
AUGACCGAUGCGUCUUCCUCGACAAGUUACCCGACGAACAUGACGAACCUAACAGAUUUACAAUUGCGACAAACUAUAACGCAGCUCUCAAACGCAGCCAAUAAUCCUACAAACCAGUUCCAGCACUAUGUAUCACCCGCACCCCAACAAUCAACAUCCAAAGUAGCACCUGUACAGGUUCCUCCUCCUCUCCCACCAAACCCACCCCGUCAUCCACUUCCCGUCGUCUCACAAGCUCUCCACUCCACAUAUCCAUCCCGCCUACGCACAGGAACAACCCUCCUCGUCCAACCCAUACUCACCCAGCCCUCUGCAGCAGCCGGAAACACAAGAGCCUCCACGCGUCGUGGAGGCAUGAUCAACUACGCAGAACCAGGCUCAGGAGAUGAGUUCCCAGAUGCUGGUGCUAUCGAAUCUGACGACUCUGAUUUUGUCGGUAAUGGGGGCAUGAGGACGACUUUGAGGACGCGGAGAAUGGGAACUGGAAUGUCCGUUUUUCACUCAGGUAGUGGUAUGUCCACGCCCCAGCCACAACCACAACGGCGUUCUACACCAAUGCAGAACGACAAGGGAGAGUUGGAUCAGAGCUACCUAGGCAUGAUACCUCCAAGCCGCUUCAUAAAAGCAAAACCUGUCGCUCCAACAGUACAUGAAUAUCCCGCGCCUGACAUGCUUGAAACACAAGCACAAACACGUGCCUCACUGGUCCCUAUUCGUGUCGAGUUCGAAACAGACACCCUCCGAAUACGUGAUUGCUUCGUCUGGAACUUGAACGAGACCCUCAUCAAACCCGAAUUAUUCGCCAAGGUAUUCUGCGCAGACCUCGACCUCCCCGCCGUUCCAUGGGUAGAAACAGUUGCAAAUCAAAUUCGUGCCCAGAUCGAAGAUCACGAAGGCGUCGCUUCCAUGGAUAUCGGCGCAGAGAAUGUUAUCGAGUCGUCCUUGGAUCCGCAUGUUGCAAGCGAAGAGGUUCCUGAGUGUCGUGUUAUUCUAAGCAUCGACGUGCAGAUAGCGACGCAUCAUUUACUCGAUCAUAUAGAGUGGGACUUGCUUUCGCCUCUGACACCUGAAGCAUUUGCCUCGCAACUCUGUACCGAGCUGGGGUUGUCAGGAGAGGCACUACCGCUCAUAUCUCACGCGAUCCACGAAGAACUUAUAAAGCACAAGAAAGAUGCUAUCGAAUGGGGCGUCAUCGGCGGGGACAAAGAAGCCGAAGGCAUGAAAGACAAAACAGGGCUGGGCAUGGGCUGGGGCCGCACCAAAGGGCCAAAAGUCCUCCAAAGCGUGUGGCGUGAAUGGACAGAAGCAGAAGAAUUCCGAACACGGUUUGAGGUGCUCACGGCAGAAGAAGUAGAGAGACGUGAAAUUGAAAAAGAAAGAGCUAGCAGGCGGUUGCGUCGCGAGACGUCUAAAUUCCAGACGACCAGAACUAGACGACGUUGA